Molecule: messenger RNA, 3481 nt
Organism: Neofelis nebulosa (Clouded leopard)
Lineage: Eukaryota; Metazoa; Chordata; Mammalia; Carnivora; Felidae
Gene: LMBR1
Product: limb development membrane protein 1
Exons: 17
Coding region: 198-1670 (490 amino acids)
Biological process (GO): signal transduction
Molecular function (GO): transmembrane signaling receptor activity
Source: RefSeq, a predicted model, not a curated record
GCCCCACCCCGCGCCCGCCCUCUGCAGCCAGAGCGGCUUCGCCUGAGGCGGCGGCUGAGGCGGCCGAGGCGGCGCCGGGGGUCGUGGUCGCCGGCCCUGCGGCGGCCCGCUGUCAGUCUGCUCCCGUCCCGGGCCGGCGGGCGAUGGUGCGGCGGAGCGCGCGGACGCGGGCGGCGCGGCGGCGGGCAUGAGGGAGGAUGGAAGGGCAAGAUGAGGUGUCGGCGCGGGAGCAGCACUUCCACAGCCAAGUGCGGGAGUCCACGAUAUGUUUCCUUCUUUUUGCCGUUCUCUACGUUGUUUCCUACUUCAUCAUUACGAGAUACAAGAGAAAAUCAGAUGAACAAGAAGAUGAAGACGCCAUAGUGAACAGGAUUUCGUUGUGUCUGAGCACGUUCACGCUGGCGGUGUCAGCCGGGGCCGUUUUGCUUUUACCCUUCUCCAUAAUCAGCAACGAGAUCCUGCUCUCCUUUCCUCACAACUACUACAUUCAGUGGCUGAAUGGCUCCCUGAUUCAUGGUCUGUGGAAUCUUGCUUCCCUCUUUUCCAACCUCUGUUUAUUUGUGCUGAUGCCCUUUGCCUUUUUCUUUCUGGAAUCAGAGGGUUUUGCUGGCCUGAAAAAGGGAAUCCGAGCCCGAAUUUUAGAGACUCUGGUCAUGCUUAUUCUUCUCGCAUUGCUUAUUCUUGGGAUAGUGUGGGUCGCCUCCGCGCUCAUUGACAAUGACGCUGCCAGCAUGGAGUCUUUGUAUGAUCUCUGGGAGUUCUACCUACCCUAUUUAUAUUCCUGUAUAUCUUUGAUGGGAUGUUUGUUACUUCUCUUGUGCACCCCUGUCGGCCUCUCCCGCAUGUUCACAGUGAUGGGGCAGUUGCUGGUGAAGCCAACGAUUCUUGAAGACCUGGAUGAACAAAUUUAUAUUAUCACCCUGGAAGAGGAAGCACUCCAGAGACGACUAAAUGGACUGUCUUCAUCAGUGGAAUGCAAUAUAAUGGAGUUGGAACAAGAACUUGAAAAUGUGAAGACCCUUAAGACAAAAUUAGAGAGGCGAAAAAAAGCUUCAGCAUGGGAAAGAAAUUUGGUGUAUCCCGCUGUUAUGGUUCUCCUUCUUAUUGAAACAUUCAUCUCGGUCCUCCUGGUGGCCUGUAAUAUUCUUUGCCUGUUGGUUGAUGAAACAGCCAUGCCAAAGGGAACAAGGGGCCCUGGGAUAGGAAAUGCUUCUCUGUCUGCUUUCGGUUUUGUGGGAGCUGCACUUGAGAUCAUUUUGAUUUUCUAUCUUAUGGUGUCCUCUGUCGUCGGUUUCUAUAGCCUCCGGUUUUUCGGAAACUUUAUUCCCAAGAAGGAUGACACAACUAUGACAAAGAUCAUUGGGAAUUGUGUGUCCAUCUUGGUCUUGAGCUCUGCCCUGCCUGUGAUGUCAAGAACACUGGGAAUCACUAGAUUUGAUCUACUUGGAGACUUUGGAAGGUUUAAUUGGCUGGGAAAUUUCUAUAUUGUAUUAUCCUACAAUUUGCUUUUUGCUAUUGUGACAACAUUGUGUCUGGUCAGAAAAUUCACCUCUGCUGUACGAGAAGAACUUUUCAAGGCCCUAGGGCUUCAUAAGCUUCACUUAUCAGACACGUCAAGGGAUUCGGAAACGUCAAAGCCGUCUGCAAACGGGCAUCACAAAGCACUGUGAGAACGCGCAGCGCUCUGCCACUGACCCGGGAGCCCCCGGCUCCCGACCGCCCCGUCGUCGGUCAGAAAUGACUCGCCCCGGCGGCGCCUCCCGGUGAGCGCCCGGGCCUGGCGGCGCCGCCGCUUUCACAGUCUCCUAAAACUCGGCCGCCACGGGCCACGUGUCCGUUUAACUCCGUGAGGACCCCCUACUCGCCGGCCAGACCGGCAGCUCGGGGCGGCACGUUCUUCCGUGGACGCGGGUGCUGGCCUCGGUUGGUACAGUCACCCAGACGAGCAUGUUUUAAGGCCAACUCCGGGGCUCUCUAGGAAUGCAGUUAAAUCCCAUUGUAUACUUUGUUCAAGACGGAGGAGGCCGCGAGAAAGGCAUCCUUGGUGCUUGGCUGUGAAGUGAAGGCCCUGCAGACGCGCAGGCUUACAGCUGCCACCGUUGCGGGGGCGAUGGGAACGGCAGCGCUUGCAGAUGGGAUUUCUCCCCUCCUUAGGGAAAAGGACAAAAGCAUAGUUCCGGCUUUUGUUUCAGGGUGACAGCGACUGGACUUUGAGUCCGGGGAGAAAGGCGAAAUUCUUUUUUUAAAGCCCGAUCCGUGGGAGAACACAAGGGAACGCCUGCCACCGCGCGGUGUGGUCCGCUCGGCCAGAAGUAGUACGUAGCCACCGUUCUCCGACGUCUCACGUGUAUGCGACUCAGUAUUACCUCUCAUAACACAGUUGCCGGUGUUGAAUACACUUGUAACUUAGAUUUUGCCUUAUAGGCUAUGUGUACACUCGGUUUUUUAAAGCAUUUCUUCAGAUAUCUCUCUGUUCCUUGUUCUCCCGUGUCCCAUUAUGAAACUACAAAUCAUCUGUGGCAGAAACCCUGCUGUCACCACACUCUUCAGGCUUUGGUUCCUUUCCUAUAUGCCGAUUUAAACCUCAGAUUUAUAAAAGUCACCAGGUUACCACCCAGAUGCACAGUAUCAGCAUUCAUGAUGUAAGAGUAGCUCCACGAUGUAUCGUGAUCAGAUAAUCAUUCAGUUACUGAAUUGUAAAUAAUUCUUGGGAUGGCUUCUUGACUUUUAAGUCCACUGAAUAAAACUAUAAAAUUGUACUCUGUGUUACCAGGCACCAGGAUAGGGUACUGAAAAUUGUGCAUGCAGACACGUGACACGAGCCCCUUUGCACACAAUUCAUAGUUACGCAGUCUCCGUAAACACUUACGUUCACAUGCACUAUGUGUAUGGCAAUAGAUUGUCUGUGUUCAGACAAAAGUAAAAGAACAGUUUUCUCAAGUUGUUUUUUGGAGAAAUUUAUGAAAAUCCGGCUGUAUAUAUUUGACAUAAAAAAUUUCCAUUUAGAGCCAAAAUAAUAAGAAAAAUUAAUCUGUAUAUUCCUCAGUUCCAUUGAGUAUACCUCUCCUUCAUUUAUACCUCUGCAUUUCCUUCUGAGCUUCUCUGCUUGUUAAAAUGCAGCUUCGUUGUAAAAUAAAAGACCAUUUUGUGAUUCUAAACAACACUCCGUAAAUACCACCAGUGUAGCAUUGGGAAUCUCUCAGCAUGAGACCUGGAGCAAAUGAACAGAAGAUGGCUAUUUCCUAAUUUCACUGAUAGUUACACCUAUUUAAACAUUAAUUGCAAGCUUUGAUUUUUACUGAAACUUGCUUGCAAUCCAUAUUUUGAACAGACCUGGUCAAGGAAAGAAGAGAAAAGAAAGUUCUUUCAAUAAAAGAACAUCCAUCACUUGUAACUUAACAGCCAUAGGAAGUUCCUGGGUAUUUGUAAGAUGUCUGAGAAUUUCUGAGUCAAAUAUUAAACUUUUCAAUGUCUGUAUCAA